This is a messenger RNA of Drosophila elegans, 1023 nucleotides long. RefSeq lists its product as uncharacterized. The record is from RefSeq and is a predicted model, not a curated record. NCBI's taxonomy places the organism in Eukaryota, Metazoa, Arthropoda, Insecta, Diptera, Drosophilidae. The coding region runs from base 457 to 1020 and encodes 187 amino acids. The transcript is spliced from 2 exons.
UAUAUUUAACAAUAAAUAAUAAUACAUAUACAUACAUAAAACAUCUAAUGGUAAACUACUUAGUAUAUCAAAAUUACUAGUAAAAUUACGUAUACGAAAUGUAUUCCUUUUUGAAAGCUGAAAAAUCAUGUUUGUAAAUUUUUCUUAAGGUUUCCAUAAAAGUGAAGUAUGCCACGUAUGCUGAUUGUAUUGAUUUCUUGAAUAUAAUAUAAUAUUUUUUUUCCAACCCAUACCAUUAUAAUAAGUUAAUACACACAAAAUCAUUCCUAUCGGAAUUAAUCUAGCCAAACUCAACUCAUUAUUUUUGGUAGUUUUUUUUUUUCAACGAUACCAAUUUGUUGAAAUUAUUAUAUAAUUAUAUUAUCAAACAACGAGUUCUUAAUUGGCCGGAUGUAGCAUGAGCAUAGUCCAUGAUCGUUAUAUCAGCACUACUAAUCGUAAUCGGCUGACAUUAAAAUGAAAGCGUUGGCCUCGAAUACUUUAAUCUGGACACUUUGGAUUACCGUCCACGCUUGCGUAAAUUGUGAGGAGCGUAAUUUUCGCAUAAGGAUGGAUGAGUUUUCAGUAAAAUAUAGGUUACGCGAUCUGAUCGAUUAUAUCGAUUUUCGAAUCGUUAAUAUUAACAAUCGAACCUACGUUGACGGUGGGAUGACUUUAAAGUCUGAUGUGGAGGAAUUAUUAAUGCACACAAGUAUGGAUUACUGGCAGGCCUCAAAUAAAAAGAAAAUGAAGUUGUACGAUGGUCGAUUAGAUGCAUGUCUUUUUCUGAGAACUUCUCACCGUUUUGGAUUGUUUCAAAUUUACGUAAAAAGCUUUAAAAAACACACGAAUGCCAAUCUUGUAUGUCCCUUAAAAUCGAAUUACAACUAUACGUUGACAAAGUGGCAUAUGGAUGAGAAUGAUCUACCUCCGUUUGUUCCAUUUGGUAAAUUUCGGACUGUUACUGAAUAUUUUACACAAGACCGGAUGGUAUUGCGAAUUAUCACUCAAGGAAAAGUAGUUGCCAAUAAGUAUAACUAGAUC